Messenger RNA from Lachancea lanzarotensis, 1458 nucleotides. It is a transcript of the gene RIT1, whose product is annotated as LALA0S03e00342g1_1. Gene Ontology annotation, cellular component: cytoplasm. Lineage: Eukaryota; Fungi; Ascomycota; Saccharomycetes; Saccharomycetales; Saccharomycetaceae. The record is from RefSeq and is a predicted model, not a curated record. Bases 1 to 1458 code for a protein of 485 amino acids. The transcript has a single exon. Gene Ontology annotation, molecular function: tRNA adenosine(64)-2'-O-ribosylphosphate transferase activity. Gene Ontology annotation, biological process: charged-tRNA amino acid modification.
AUGACUAGUGGCUAUGAGCAGACUCUUAAUCUGUUGAACAAGGAAAUCAAGAAAGAAAACAAGGCCACUAGAAAUCGAAUUCAAAGCAUCUUACUUGACAACAGGUUUCUUAGCGAACAUGUAUUGACAGUGUUCCCAGACUUCCCGGUAAUUCCCAAUGAAAGGUGCGGUUUAUGGUAUUGCAAACCCGGUUCUUUCAAUCAAACAAGUUACUUCAAGUCUACUGAUGGGCAUACAAAUCAAUGGGAUUUUAGCUUACGACGUUUAAAUCUACAUUUGCUGCCAACAUUGGCGAAGAAUGGCGGAAUUGUUGUUGUUGAUAGUACUAGACGAGGCAAAAAGCUGCCCGAUGCUCUCAGCAAAACAGUACCUAUUUGGUGUGCGGUUCUCAACUCUUUGAUGUUAGAGCAUCUUGGAAGAGAAGACGAGGAAGUGCUAUUUUGUCCUCCUGGCACUGUAUCUAAACAAGAAUACACGCAGAUCAAGGCCAAAAUCCCAAGUCUGGUAACGAAAUUUAAAGCGAUCAACGCCAUUUCGGGUGCAGAGCUUGCCAGGCUCUUUCGUGGUAAGAUUCUUCGACCGCUAUGGGUGUAUCCCGGCUCAUCGCUAUUAAACGCCCAACAUGAUCUUUUCACCGGGGAAAUCGUAAACGUGAAAUGGGAAAGUCCCGAAACAGAAACAAUCAUCCCCAUUGUGCUCUGUGCAGUCAGCUACCAAUGCCAGGAUGGCGUCGACAACAGACACGGCUUUACGUAUGUCCAAGGUGCAGCCGACGAUCACGAAUUGUGGUCAGAAGGCCUGACUGCCGAUCUUCUUUGGGAAAAUGUGUCUACGCUAGGGGACUUAACGCUUAGCGAUCAGAGAAUUCGAGACUUCAUCACUGCUCAGACUGAACUGAAAAGGAACAACACCAGUGCGAGCAACGCACUCGACGAUCUGAUUAGCACCGAUAUUUUGACGCCGGAACUGCACAUAGGAAAGAUUGUGGAGCCAUUAAGACUGAAAAAAGACCUUCAGGAUCAAUUACUCGCCACUUAUUCCUUUGUCGUGAUUCUAAGCGAACACGCAGAAGUCGUAAGGGACGCAACUGCAACACCCUCUGAUCCUAGCUACAAUCCUGCCAUCACCAUUGUUAAGCUUUCUAGUGGCUCCAAGAAGAGCUCCAAAAGUUUACGGACAACAUUGACCGAUAUCUGUCCUCUGGCGGAGUCUCAUCUCAACGACGCUCUUCCUAUUUUAAUUUGCUGUGGUGACGGUAAAGACAUGUCAGUCAGUGUGUUACUCAGUCUACUAUGUCGAAAUUAUAAUCUCGAAACUUGGAAGCUCGAACAGCAGCCCCAUGCCAUAGACAAGACAAUAAUCAAAAGGCAUUUAUUCAAGAUGAUAAGCACACUGAACGGGAGAAACAUAAACCCACCGCGAGCCUCUUUGAAUAGUGUUAAUGCGUAUUUAAUGUGA